AUGUCUUCGAGCGGAUCAAAUUGCCGAGACCACAGCGGAUCUGGCGGGAGCUCAUCGGGAUGGGACCAAAUCCUGUCUCAGGCCUCCGCCAUUGGCAUAAUUUAUCGAGACUUUCCGCCUAAGGAAGGCUCCUCGUACUCUUCGUCCUCCCGGACAAACCGCAGUGGUAGCAACCGCGGUGGCCACUCAUCUGCUGAAUCCAAAGGUGGACGUUGA
Molecule: messenger RNA, 216 nt
Organism: Pyricularia oryzae 70-15
Lineage: Eukaryota; Fungi; Ascomycota; Sordariomycetes; Magnaporthales; Pyriculariaceae
Exons: 2
Coding region: 1-216 (71 amino acids)
Source: RefSeq, a predicted model, not a curated record